This is a messenger RNA of Penicillium chermesinum, 627 nucleotides long. RefSeq lists its product as uncharacterized. Gene Ontology annotation, molecular function: DNA binding. The record is from RefSeq and is a predicted model, not a curated record. The transcript has a single exon. NCBI's taxonomy places the organism in Eukaryota, Fungi, Ascomycota, Eurotiomycetes, Eurotiales, Aspergillaceae. The coding region runs from base 1 to 627 and encodes 208 amino acids.
AUGGAAGGCAAACGAGGCGGCGGCAGUGUAUCGCAACCAGCACCACGAGUAGGCAAGACUCCUGAUAGCAGAGGCAGCGAUGAAGAACGAGGCGACGGCACCGAUGAGGGACCUGAUGGUUACCGAUAUAAGCCCGACGGGUUGAUGAAGCAAUCAUUCAGUAUUACCACUUCUACUGGCCAGCACUUGCACCUCAUUAGCUACUACGCUCGCGCACACUCUUCAGCCCUUUCGCUUCAGCAACCUACUACCGACCCUGCUCUGCGCCAUGUCCGACCUCAGAAGGGCCUGUAUCCUGAGUCCACCGUCAAUGACCAGCAGAAUCUCCCUGUCGUUACUCGCGGCCCCAUGGCUGGCGCUGCCUACCCCAUCACUCCGCACCCCAUGGCCCCGUACCCGCGUGCGACGCACGGUCAAUCGUACCAGCCAUCGUAUGCCUGGCCUCCAACCCCCCUGGCCACACCACCGACCGUUCCUGCACCAUACGGCGGCGCUUCCUAUCUGCCCCCCAGUUUCAGGGACCACUGGACCCCAACCACCCUAUGCUCAGCCACCCCAUCACACUCCUCCUCAUCCACCCAACGCUCAUGCACUUCCUCCUCCACCCCAUGGAGCCCCGGUCUAUGA